UCGUUACUUCCCACACAUAAGCAUUCAGUGUUUUCAUGUAUGGGCUUCCGUCUCUGGGGCGACGGAUUCGGACAUAUUCGGUGAGCUGCUGAUAGUGACGAUGGAAGGGGGAAACAUCACACAGACUCCAGCGAAUUAGCAAACAGCGCACAUCAUGACCCCACUUAAGAGACCCGCCGGGUAGUACCUCCAUGUUAUUCGAUGGUCCAUGACCGUCUACCACCUACGAGAUACCUAUAAGAUAUAUCAGAAUAUAUAUGCUUGACACUCGAAUAUCCCGCUUUUCAGAGAAUGAUCUAUAAUUACGAGUACAAGGAAACACUGUGUUUUUUUAAUGGAUUGACAUAUAUUUUAGUACAGUAUGAAAGGUUUUUUCAGUAAAGGAGGUGAAAUGCUUUAGGGUUUGUAUUGCUACUUCGGC
This is a messenger RNA of Acanthoscelides obtectus, 421 nucleotides long. The record is from the annotation of a GenBank genome assembly. NCBI's taxonomy places the organism in Eukaryota, Metazoa, Arthropoda, Insecta, Coleoptera, Chrysomelidae.